UCCAGGAAGAAUUUUUUUAGGGCAUCGGGAUAAAGAGGUGAGGAUUCUCCCCGCGACGCCUGUGGCCCCGCACGACCCGCCGAGAUGGCUCACGACAGAGACAAAAGUACCGACCAAAUGAAGGUGUGGAAGGAGAACAGAGGCUCCCAGAGGCCAGAAACGCUGACCACAGGGGCCGGUCAUCCUAUUGGAGACAAGCUGAACCUGCAGACUGCAGGACCGAGGGGGCCUUUGCUGGUCCAAGAUGUGGUCUUCACAGAUGAGAUGGCCCACUUUGACAGGGAACGAAUCCCAGAGAGAGUGGUGCAUGCCAAAGGUGCAGGAGCGUUUGGCUACUUUGAGGUGACUCAUGACAUCCGACACCUCUGCAAGGCCAAGGUGUUUGAGCAUGUCGGCAAGACUACCCCUAUUGUUGUCCGCUUCUCCACUGUGGCGGGGGAGUCAGGAUCAGCCGACACGGUGCGAGACCCCCGAGGCUUUGCUGUCAAGUUUUACACUGAGGAGGGAAACUGGGACCUGACAGGCAACAACACUCCCAUUUUCUUUAUCAGGGAUGCCCUUCUGUUCCCAUCGUUCAUCCACUCCCAGAAGCGCAAUCCCCAAACCCAUAUGAAAGACCCCGACAUGGUGUGGGACUUCUGGAGCCUGAGGCCUGAGAGUCUGCAUCAGGUGUCUUUCCUGUUCAGUGAUCGAGGUUUGCCUGAUGGCUACCGUCACAUGAACGGCUACGGCUCUCACACCUUUAAACUGGUCAAUGCCGAUGGAGUGCGUGUCUACUGCAAGUUCCACUACAAGACUGAUCAAGGAAUAAAGAAUCUGUCAGUGGAGGAGGCAGACCGCCUAGCCUCCACCAACCCAGAUUAUGCUAUUGGAGACCUGUUUAAUGCCAUUGCCAAUGGCAACUACCCAUCUUGGACCUUUUACAUCCAGGUCAUGACCUUUGAGCAGGCCGAGAAGUUCGAGUUCAACCCCUUUGAUCUUACCAAGGUUUGGUCACACAAAGAAUACCCUUUGAUCCCCGUGGGCAAAAUGGUUCUCAACAGGAAUCCAGUCAACUACUUUGCAGAGGUGGAGCAGCUGGCCUUUGACCCCAGCAACAUGCCACCAGGCAUUGAGCCUAGCCCCGACAAGAUGCUGCAGGGUCGUCUCUUCUCCUACCCAGACACGCAUCGACACCGGCUGGGAGCCAACUACCUGCAGAUCCCCGUCAACUGCCCCUUCAGGGCCAAUGUGGCCAACUACCAGCGCGAUGGUCCGAUGUGUAUUUAUGACAACCAAGGUGGAGCUCCAAACUACUAUCCCAACAGCUUCAGCGCUCCAGAGACCCAGCCUCAGUUUAUGGAGUCCAAGUUCACAGUGUCUCCAGAUGUGGGCCGUUAUAAAAGUGAAGAUGAAGAUAAUAUCACACAGGUUCGUACCUUCUACACCCACGUGCUAAACGAGGAGGAGCGCCAGAGACUUUGCCAGAACUUGGCGGGGGCCCUGAGAGGAGCCCAACUCUUCAUCCAGAAACGCAUGGUCGAGAACUUGAAGGCUGUCCAUCCAGACUACGCGAACAGGGUUCAGACCCUUCUCAACAAGUACAAUGCGGAGGCCCAGAAGAACUCAACUGUGCAUGUUUACAGCCGUCAAGGAGCCUCAGCCAUCGCUGCAUCCUCCAAGAUGUAAUGCCUUAAAUUUCUACCAGGGGCAGCCCCCCCCAAACGCUUCUCUGAGAACAAAUGCACUUGAACAAAUGUGAUUACCAACUACUACUACCGGUAACAAGAUUAGACAUUACCUGGCAAGACUGAAAUACUAACCAUGUAUUGUCAGGGUUGAGGUUAGUUCAUUUUUAAUUUGAAAUUCCAAACAAUUGAUUUUCUUCAAAAUCCUCCAAGAGAAGAUUCAAGAGGCUCGUGAUCUGUGAUAAAACCUGAUGUCUUGACUGAACAGCAUUUUUGAAAAAAAGGGCCAUUUGCCACCUUAAAAGUAUGGCAUUACAUGAAUUAAUCCCAACCACUGUGUAGUAGUAUAAUGAGCGAUCAUUUUUUUUCCUAUAAUAUGCUCAGGUUGUGUGUAUAGCACUAUGUUGUUUUGAUCCGACUCUUUUCUUUAGCUAAAGUUUAAAGGAGACAACCAGCUGUUCAAACUCUAUCCUGUCAACACUCAAAUAACAUUUGUUUAAAAACAAAAAAAAAAA
This is a messenger RNA of Xiphias gladius (swordfish), 2182 nucleotides long. It is a transcript of the gene cat, whose product is annotated as catalase. The record is from RefSeq and is a predicted model, not a curated record. Gene Ontology annotation, cellular component: peroxisome; mitochondrion; cytoplasm. The coding region runs from base 85 to 1668 and encodes 527 amino acids. The transcript is spliced from 13 exons. Gene Ontology annotation, molecular function: heme binding; catalase activity. Gene Ontology annotation, biological process: hydrogen peroxide catabolic process; response to hydrogen peroxide. NCBI's taxonomy places the organism in Eukaryota, Metazoa, Chordata, Actinopteri, Istiophoriformes, Xiphiidae.